UAUCAUCAAAGGAAGCAGAGAUAUUCUAAGCGCUACAGUUAGAGAAAACACCCUGUGUAUAUAUAUAUAUAUAUGUAUAAGAAUUGCCUCCCCGGUGCACAAUGUUCGUACAUGUUCGUUUUACUCGAGGUGAUAAGCCUUCGUUUAUCUGUAAUUAUGUCCAUAAUUGAAGCUGGUCCUCUUUCAGACGUCAGUACAUACUCGAUUUCAUGAAGAUGUGAACUCGCGUCCGUGUAUGUAUGCGUGUGAUACCUCUCGCUAUUUUAUUAUAAAUAAUUUUGAUUAAUUAGUAAAGAUUUAAUUUAUAUAAAUGUUCUGCAUCUUUUUUUACGUGUUACUGGUUCAAUAUUGAUUCAAUUUAUUGAAUUUCUUAUUCUGUUUAGCCACGAGGGCAGUGAAAGUAUGAAUGUUGUUCAAAAAUUUUAAUGAAAAACGUUUGAAAAAUUGUAUCAAGGCCCUAAGCUCUCUCUAAGCUGCCAUCCUUUGCUUUUAUAUAUAUAUAUAUAAGUCGGAAACGAGGAGUGACACGAUGCAAAAUUCUUGCGUCCGACAGCUUUAUCUUGCAAUUUUUCCGCAUAAAAAUAAUAUUUUUGUAAUCUUGAAACCUGUAAAAUGUGCCAGAAACUCUCUGAUAAGUGUCCGAUAUAUUCCGUCAUGAAAAAAGUUUUCCGCACAUUUCGCACUUCUGAAGAUAAAAAAAAUUUGAAUUUCCAAUGGGACGAUUGAAAAGUAACGCGAGAAGACGCAAGAAACUUUUCGGGAUUCGAGUCUGACACCGCAGGCGAGGAAAGUCGAGAGUUCUAGACCUCAAGUUUCUGUGCAUCGAAAAUUUUCUUACAUGAAUGCGUGAUUAAUAUAAUAUUAAUGCGUAUAAGAGUAUUCCUACAUUUAAAAGUAUUCCUUAGUGUAACAUUUGCUCACUUUAUUUCGGCUAUUUUGUUAUAUGAUUUUGUACCGCAGUGAAUAUGGAUAAAUUCUCAGCGCGUUCAGAAACGAUUGUCCUUGCCGCCUAAACUUGCCAGUGACAAUCUCGGUAUAUCUUCUUCCAUAUGAGAAAGUGUUGCAUAAAAAUAAAAAAAUAAAAAUGAGCAUGUAUUAUAUACAGUUAGAUUACACAAGAUAUAUAUAAUAACUUCGUUAAGGCCUAAGAUGUAUAUAUCUCAUUUUUAUUAUGCGAAAUAAUUAUAACAUUCCUAUUUUAGUCCUAUUUUAGUCCUAUUUUAGUCCUAUUUUAGUCCAGACAGAAAAUAUCGAGCUUGUUUAGAAUAAUGAUAGUUGAUAAUACUUGAACGUACCGGCACAUAUCUUUUUGUAUCAUACAUGUAGUACACGUAUGCCAAUACAAUUGCUCUCAUAAAUUAAUAUACGAUCAUACAUCAUUUUUGCAUUACUGCGAAUCAGUAGGAAAUCUGUUUAAUUAACUCGCUUCUCGAUUUUUGUGUAAAAAAUUAUUGCAAAGAGAUUAUCUGAAGUAAUAUCGGUGGAUUGAGGUAAAAGUGAGACACGCUCGUCAUCCCAGCGUGACGUAAGAGCGUCAAUGUCAAGAGCGCGUAAAUGGGUGAAGGUAAACGGGCGAGUGGCUUUCCUCUCUCGCCGAGAGAUCUGACACGCAAUUACUUCCGAAGCAAGCAGUACCGAUCUCGCUCAGGAAGGCUGAAUCGAAGAUCGAACUCUGGCUCUCGAGCGGAGUCGAAUGCCUUUUCGUCCGUGCAAAUAGCAAUCUUGCGAGGCGGUAUGCCGCAUUCCCUGCAUCCUCGAGUCCUCGCGGAAGUGGCGGGUGUGAAGAUCGUAACGUCCCUGCCCGAGGAAGAUGCGAAUUCGCUGGCGCCGGGAAAGAUGAUACUCCAAAUGCAGAAGACGAGCGCGUCGCCGGAGGUGCACGGUAAAUCCUGCGGGUUUCACCUCACCAAGUCCAAGUGGGAUCCGUAUCCGUGGAUCGGCUACGUGGAGGAUAACAGUCCGGCCGAUUUAGCCGGAUUGAAAGCUGGCGACUGCCUGUUGGCCGUCGACGAUAACGAUCUGCUGGGACUGAAGAUCAGAGACAUCGCCGCUCUGAUUCGCGCUCAGGAAGGCGCGCGCAACGUAAAUCUCUCCGUCUGGCGGUACACGCACGAGAACGAGGAGCAAAAUUCUACCGGAUUAGCUCUGAAGGGUCCGCUUCCGGAUGUAGCUAGGAAUCUAGCAAGUGCAGUGUCAGGAACGGUCCGCGCUUUGGAGUGUCCAAUCUGCCUGGAGAGCGCCGCGCCCCCGGUCUCGCAAUGCGUUCACGGUCACAUCUUGUGCGUCGUCUGCAGGCCGAAGACGACGCGCUGUCCAGUUUGCCGAGUCCGACUUGGUCAAGGCCGGUGUCUCCUCGCGGACAAGUUGCACAGGGUGCUCCGCGACACGUUCAACGUGAACGGGAUGACCGACGAGGCACAAGGCGCUGGCGCGCCCGAUCGCUCCAACUUGCGCGAUCAGUUGUUCGGCAGAAAUAAAUGCAAGAAGCAGGAAGCAGCACCGACUGCGAGCCGGGCGAGGGGUAACUGCACGCUGAAGCCGAGGCAGUUCCUCCUGACGAGGCUGCUCGGAGGCAGGGAAAAGGCCGCUUCCGCGGACAAUCUGACGAGGGUAUCCGAGAUAUCGGAGGAAGCGGUUGCCAACGGAGGAGCCAACAAUUUGCGCGUGCAGUUAUCGCCGAACGACCGCGCCAAGUCCGCCAGCACCGGCGAGUUGUCGAAGGACAACAAGGCCCGCAUCGACGACGACGACUCGUCCUCGCGGAUGGCCGAGUUGUCCACGAGGAAUACCAGCCAGCAGUCGCUGAGCUUGCCGCGGACGCCGGUCUGGGGUGGCUCGACGGAUUCCGUGUCCUCCGCGCAGCUGGCGUGUCCCCUCCUGCAAUCCUGCAGGGAAUCGGUGACGUCCGACUCGCUGCUGGAGCACAUCAGGACCCACGCGGUGCCGCAGGUGCACUUCUACUCCGGGGGCGCGAGGAUCCCGCUGCCGGUCCCCUUUGGAUGCGAAGCGCUUUACAUAUUUCAUCAUGGCAGCGAUAUAUUCUUCUUCCAGUGCGGAGAGGAAACGGCUUGGAUGAUGUAUCCCGCUAGGAACACGUGCACGAGUAACACGUGGGAGUGGACGAUGCACGCUUGGGGCGACAACGGCACGGAGGUGCAAUUGCGCAGGCAGGUGGCGAGCCUCGAAGAUCCUGUAACGUUGUCCUCGCAUCACAUCGCACCACUGCCGAGCGCAUUGUUAUUGAAGGCCGUUAACGUGCAGAUAUCGGAGCAUCGGGCCCACGACAGACUGUACAUGUAAAUGGAGCAAUGAAGUUUACGUAUUAUCUCUGUAAUAUUUCUGAUUAAGUAAAAUCUAAUUAGCUAAGGAGGUGAAUAAUCAUAUCCUCUUCUUGCAAAAGUAAUAAAAUUUAUUUGC
This is a messenger RNA of Ooceraea biroi (clonal raider ant), 3417 nucleotides long. RefSeq lists its product as uncharacterized. Lineage: Eukaryota; Metazoa; Arthropoda; Insecta; Hymenoptera; Formicidae. Gene Ontology annotation, biological process: multicellular organism development; proteasome-mediated ubiquitin-dependent protein catabolic process. The record is from RefSeq and is a predicted model, not a curated record. Gene Ontology annotation, cellular component: cytoplasm. Gene Ontology annotation, molecular function: ubiquitin protein ligase activity; ubiquitin conjugating enzyme binding.